AUGAAACCCUUGCCUUUCCAUUUCCCUCUACGCAUUGGCACCGACAUCGUCCACCUCCCACGCAUAUCCCGCCUAAUCAAUCGCAGCGACUACCUCUCCCGCUUCACACGACGAAUUCUCGACGAACAAGAACAAAAAGACUUCCAAACGCGCUUCAAAGAGACGCUCCAGCUACGUGGCAGUAGUUCCACAAAUGCGCCCAUCACAGCCGAAAUAACGCGGUGGCUAGCGGGCCGGUUUGCCGCGAAGGAGGCCGCGCGAAAAGCUGCGCCCGGCGGCGCGGCUUCGAUCAGUUGGAAGGAUGUUGUCGUUCGGGCUCAGGAUGGUAUUGGCAACCGGGAAGAUGCAAGUGCGAUACCGCAGAUUGUUUAUUGGCCUAAUGGCAACGAUGGCAAUCCGGGGCAAGCGGCGCAGCUUUCUAUCUCACAUGAUGGGGAGUAUGCUGUCGCUACGGUGCUAGCAUUCUGUCCGCCGAUGCAAGGCCAUCCGAAAAUGGACCGGAAGGCAAAGAAGGAGAAAAAGUAUCAGUGGACGGAAUAUGAGGAGUUGGAGGAUGGACAGGAGGACAAGGACAGGGAGUGGGAAGAGUACCAGACGAGAGUGCAAGGGAAGAGAUUCGAUGUGAGGGAUUCGCUGAGGAGACGGUAUAAGAAGAGACCCGAGAGAAACCACAAGAUGCCAUUCUCGCAUCACAGCCAUUCAGGCCAGUUCUGCCCGGGCCAUGCAAAAGACUCCCUGGAAGAUGUCAUCCAAACCGCCAUCUCCAAAAAGAUGCAAGUCUUCUGCCUAACAGAACACAUGCCCCGCCAUAAAGAAGACUUCUACCCUGAAGAGGCCGAAUCAGGCCAAACAGAAGAAUGGCACGAAACCAAUGAAGCCGCUUACUGGAAAGAGGCCCAACGCCUCCAAGCCAAGUACGCCUCCCAAAUCCAAAUCAUCAUAGGCUUCGAAUGCGACUGGAUCCGCCCGGAGUCCAAAUCCCUCAUCGACCGCUCACUAUCCCGCUUCCCGUUUGAAUUCUUCAUCGGCUCAGUGCACCACAUGCACACCGUGCCAAUUGACUACGACCGGGAGAUGUACGAGCGAGCGCGAGAGCUGGCGGGCGGCUCGGACGAGCGUCUGUUCGAGGACUACUUUGACGCGCAGCUUGAUAUGUUGCAGCAGCUCAAGCCGCUGGUCGUGGGGCAUUUUGAUCUUAUUCGGCUUAAGAGUGAUGAUAUGGAGCGCAGCUUUAAGAGCUGGCCGGGGGUUUGGAGUCGGGUUCUUCGGAAUCUGGAUUUCAUUGCGGGGUAUGGGGGCAUAUUGGAGAUCAAUGGAGCUGCGUUGAGAAAGGGGAUGAGCGAGCCUUAUCCCAAGGCGGAGAUUUGCAAGGAGUUUGUGGCUCGUGGUGGUCGCUUCUGUCUCUCGGAUGAUAGUCACGGCGUUGACCAGAUCAGCCUUAACUUCCACAAAGUGCUGGAGUUCCUGGAUCGCGCCGGUAUCUCGACGCUGCAUUAUCUGCAGCUGGUGGAGCCAUCGGCGCAGUCGACCGCGCCGGAUGCUCGAUUCCCGCGUACGCAGAUUGCCGCUAUCUCAGUGGAAGAUGUGAAGCAGAUGGCUUUCUGGAAGGCUGAAUAA
This is a messenger RNA of Penicillium cinerascens, 1617 nucleotides long. RefSeq names its product histidinol-phosphatase. The transcript is spliced from 4 exons. Gene Ontology annotation, cellular component: cytoplasm. The record is from RefSeq and is a predicted model, not a curated record. Lineage: Eukaryota; Fungi; Ascomycota; Eurotiomycetes; Eurotiales; Aspergillaceae. Gene Ontology annotation, molecular function: holo-[acyl-carrier-protein] synthase activity; magnesium ion binding; histidinol-phosphatase activity. Gene Ontology annotation, biological process: L-histidine biosynthetic process; fatty acid biosynthetic process. Bases 1 to 1617 code for a protein of 538 amino acids.